AGUGUAAAAAAAAGAAGAGAGAGAAAGAGAGAGUAUAGAGUGAGAAAGUAAGAGUGAAGCCUGUAUAAGAAAUAGGCUUUCCUUUUGUGCGUUAUUUGGGUUAUGUGUCCUCCAUCAUCAUAGAGACAUGGGCUGGUUCCCCUGCUCAGGAGGAAGAUCCAAGAAGAAUCCUCUUAAGAAGCAGCUCACUGAUCAGAACCCAUCAGCCGCAACAGAAAAGCAUAAAUUGAACAAUUCUUUUGAUAAGAAGAAGGAGGUAUCCAAAGAUGGAUCAACACAUAUUGCUGCACAGACAUUCACUUUCCGCGAAUUGGCAAAUGCUACCAAGAACUUCAGAGUUGAGUGUCUCUUGGGUGAAGGAGGCUUUGGCAGGGUUUAUAAGGGCAGGCUGGAGAGUACCAACCAGGUUGUGGCUAUCAAGCAACUUGACCGUAAUGGGCUGCAAGGAAACCGAGAAUUUCUCGUUGAAGUAUUGAUGUUAAGCCUUCUUCAUCACGAGAACCUUGUUAAUCUCAUUGGGUAUUGUGCGGAUGGAGAUCAGAGGCUUCUAGUUUACGAGUACAUGCCAUUAGGAUCGCUGGAAGAUCAUCUACAUGAUCUCCCAUCAGAUAAGAAACAGUUGGACUGGAAUACAAGGAUGAAAAUAGCAGCUGGGGCUGCUAAAGGGUUAGAGUAUCUGCACGAUAAAGCAAACCCUCCUGUUAUAUACCGGGAUUUGAAAUGCUCAAACAUUUUACUUGGAGAAGGAUAUCAUCCGAAACUAUCAGAUUUUGGUUUGGCGAAACUCGGGCCUGUUGGGGAUAAGACCCAUGUUUCCACUAGGGUGAUGGGCACAUAUGGGUAUUGUGCACCAGAGUAUGCGAUGACGGGCCAGCUUACCCUGAAAUCUGAUGUAUAUAGCUUUGGCGUGGUACUUUUGGAACUUAUCACUGGUAGGAAGGCCAUCGAUAACUCUAGAGCUGCUGGGGAGCACAAUCUUGUUGCCUGGGCACGACCACUGUUCAAGGAUAGGAGGAAAUUCUCACAAAUGGCAGACCCCACGCUUCAAGGUCAGUUCCCCAUGAGAGGCUUGUAUCAAGCACUAGCUGUUGCUGCAAUGUGUGUGCAAGAGCAGCCUACCAUGCGUCCCCUCAUAGCCGAUGUGGUUACCGCCCUUACCUAUUUGGCAUCCCAAACUUACGACCCUGAAGCCCACCCUGUUCAAAGCUCGAGUCGCCUUGCCCCUGCAACCCCACCUAGAGCAAGGAGGGACACAAUGGAAAAGAAACCAAACGGGGUAGAGAGAGAGAAAGCCAAAGGAGGAACCAGAAACCCAGGUCAAGCAUCUGAUCCUUGAGAGAGAAAAUCAGGGUUGGGUUAGUUCCUUGCUGUCUUUACACGCUUCCCUCAACCUUUCAUGGCUUGGAAGAAAUUUGGGCGAACUUCCAAGACAUGUGCUUCUCGGAUUAAGUGAACCUUUCAGGAGGAAGAUUGAUAUUGAAGACUUGGAUACUUUUUGGCUAUGACGCCCCCAGUUUUUGGUUGUGCAUUGGUUCCUAGUGGUCAAGUUUUGCAGCACAAACAGAUGAUGACAGGUUCGCCCCAUCUUUGGCAUUUCAUGCUUUCGUGGGUCAUUUAGCUCUUUCUUUUGGCAUGUAUAUGUGAGUGUUCUUUGGCCCUUGUAUUAUGAGUCUAUUUUUCUCUUUGUUGUCCAGUUACACAGACAUCAGGUUCCCAUGUUAAUGCCAAUCUGUUUUAGAUGCAGCUACUUUUUUCCUUUGCUUAUGCAUAGCAGGCUUGAUAUUCCCUCAUUUAUUGUUUGAAAUAAUAUUGGCGAGAGUGAUAUUGGUUAUC
Amborella trichopoda is the source of this 1833-nucleotide messenger RNA. RefSeq names its product Protein kinase superfamily protein (gene CDL1). Gene Ontology annotation, molecular function: protein kinase activity; ATP binding. The record is from RefSeq and is a predicted model, not a curated record. Lineage: Eukaryota; Viridiplantae; Streptophyta; Magnoliopsida; Amborellales; Amborellaceae. Gene Ontology annotation, biological process: protein phosphorylation.